CCAGUAGGUUGUCGUCUCCGUCUAUUUUGCCCACCUUCGAUCAGUUAACCCAGCGCGGAUGAUAAUCGCGACGCCGCAGCUACCGGGAGCCGUCCGAUCAACUUUAAGCGGCUCAGAUCGUUGGGUGGUUAAGCACGACACCUUCGCGUACGGGCCACACAAACCUCGUCUCCGAUCUGAAAAAUCCCCCCUGCCAUUCCAUUCCACCAGUCUAUCUAUCUCAUUCCCAAAUUUUCCUCAUCGGCUUCGCUUCCCCCAAAUCGAAUCCCCAUCGCUCUGCUCCAUCCAUGGCAACUCUCACCAUGCAGCCGAUCGGUCCCACCCCCGCCCCGGCUGCGCAGGAAGACCAGAGGAACGGGGAGAAUCUUCCUACCGUGGAUGCUACCGAUUUGAGUGACAUCGACUCGGGUUGGGUUAUCCUCAAGAACUCGGAUAUUGUUUCCGCGGAUUUGGCAGCCGCCGCCGUCAGUGGAGGUCAGCGUCUAGGCUCUUCAACGAUUCCUAGCUGGGCACGGUGGGUUCUGGGAGGUGUGGUGUACACGGUCGUGCCGUUCUACAACAGAGUUAGGCAUCUCGAAGACGAGACCGUGGGGUUCGUGGAGAAUGCUGUGGAGGUUGUGGAGCAUAUAGCUGAAGUAACAGAGAAGCUAGCUGCGAAUGUGGCUAAGCAACUUCCUGAAGAUGGGUCUCUGCAGAAAGCAGCAGAGGAUGUUGAGCACAUUGCUGAGGUGGUGGAUGAUGAUGCAGAGAAGUUUGAAGCAGUCGCUGAAAAGAUCGACAAGGUCUGUGAUGAGAUUGAUGCUGCUGUGGAGCCAGUCAUCGAGGAGCUUGAAAAGGAACUUGAUCAGAGUACAACGUCUGAGAAAGGAGUUGACACAAAGAAUUGAUCAACAUCAUGUUAGGGGUACUCCUCAUUGUAUAUAGCGUCUGUACUAUUGUUUUUCUUCUCUCCUCUUUGGAAAAACUGCUUGUACAUAUGUAUGGUGUUGUAUGAACUGCACUUGCAAGAUGCAACCCACCAUGAUCAUAGUAAGGCAUGGAGAUUGUGUGCUUGGGUGCUCGUAGAUGAAGAACCGAAGACUGUUUGAUGUUGAAAGAAUUAUUUGUACUCUAUCAAGUCAUUAUGCAUAAAUAAAUACAUAUUGGUUCGCAUUUGUUUCUC
Molecule: messenger RNA, 1162 nt
Organism: Sorghum bicolor (sorghum)
Lineage: Eukaryota; Viridiplantae; Streptophyta; Magnoliopsida; Poales; Poaceae
Exons: 6
Coding region: 288-887 (199 amino acids)
Source: RefSeq, a predicted model, not a curated record